AUGGCGACUACCAACACUGCUGCAAGCUACUUUACGCUUAACCCUGGCGGCAGCAAUGGAACUCCCCACACCAACGGUACUUCCAACAUCAAUGGCAGAUCUCACACCAAUGGAACAUCUCACACCAACGUUAAAACUGGAAGUUUGAGCUCGGGAUUGUGCUUUCGAAAUAGUCUGCAAUAUGGAAACAAGAUCAUCGCUGAAAAGACGUUUGAGAACUCAGGAGAGGGAAUGAAGGAGAAAGGACAGUUGUUGUUGCCCCAGGGCAAGUUUCAACAAGUACUCAUGAAAAGAUUAGCUGCCUUGGAUCAAAAGGCAGAAAUUCGCCUCGGGGUCAGUGUCACUGGAUUAAGACCGUCACGGGACAGCGUUGAUGUCAAGACGACGCCUACACCUACCUCUUCGCGUCUUGGGAUUGAAUGGAUAGAAGCAGCAUAUCUCGUCGAUGCAUCUGGAGCCCACUCUACCAUCCGAAAAGAGCUCGGUAUCAAACUAGAAGGUGAGACGCUCGCGGCCCAACUCGUAGCCACAGAUCUGUACUUUGACUUUCACAGUCACGGGUUCUAUGAUGCCAAUUUCAUCAUCGAUCCCCAGAGCUAUGGCCUCAUCGGGCGGAUCAGCCAUGCCACAGACUCUAAGCCACCUCUAUGGCGCGUAUCCUACGGCGUGCCUCUGAGUACUACAGAAGAGGAGAUCAAGAAAGAUGUUGACGAAAAGCUUCGUCUUAUGCUCCCAAACAAAGGCAGGAACAGCGAAGGAGCCAUCGACUACGAAAUCACCCGGAUAGCACCCUACAAAGCACAACAGCGGCUCGUUGAAUCACUUUACCACGCAUCCUCUCACACUUGCCUCGUAGGUGACGCUGCGCAUCUAACGAAUCCUUACGCUGGCCUUGGUCUUGCGUCCGGCAUGGCAGACGCCUCGUCCCUCGCUGAAGUCUUGAUUCAUAUCAUGGGCGACAGAGCACUUAACGAGGAGCGGCUACUGAAGGCAUGGUCGGAAGCAAGGAGACAGAAGUUCCUGAGCGCAAUUGAUAUGCCGUCGAGGAUGGCGUACCAGCGUGUCAAGACAGAUGUCAGUACCGACGAGAAAAUACAGGAGUUCAUGAACAAGGAUCCGCUGGUGGGCGCGCUGAAGAAGGGUAUGCCCGUCCAGCCACCCAGUUUGGAAACCAAAGUACAGGAGUUGGAAGGAUGGUGA
Molecule: messenger RNA, 1200 nt
Organism: Bipolaris maydis ATCC 48331
Lineage: Eukaryota; Fungi; Ascomycota; Dothideomycetes; Pleosporales; Pleosporaceae
Source: RefSeq, a predicted model, not a curated record